AUGGACAGAACUGGGACCAUUUCCUGCCAGACCAAUAGAUUGUAUUUGACAGACCAGCCCACCCAGACCUGCUGGGUUUCUGAAUGGUCUUUUAUAAACCUGAAACAAAGAAAGCCCUGGCACCAAAUCUGCACCUACUUGUCCUCUCAUGAACUUGAACACGUAAGUGGCUUCUAUCCAUCCCGCAAGGCACAAGCUAAUGACGCGGAGAGCAAUCUUCAGAGUGACUAUCAUGGCCAAUUAUUCUGUGGCCUUCCAUCUCUUCACAGUGAGUCCCUAGAUGUUACUUCCUUGAGCUCUCAAGGUGUCUCCAAGAACAUAUCCAAGUCCUCUUCCACGGAUCGUCAGCCCACAAGGGAGCUUUCACUCCCUUUCUUGCCCCAAACUCCGUGUAAGUCAGUCCCUUCGUCUUCCCCAGCCUCUCCAAAUGCCAAGACUCCCCAUGAGCAUGAAAGAGUACAGAUCAGUGUCCCGUUUCUGACUCUGGCUGAGUGUGAGGCAUUGGAAUGCCACCUCCUAGAGAGGCAGGUCAAGCUUCAGUGGGGCCUGCCAGCUGUCUUCCUGAGAAAACAGUACACCUGGAGCCACACGCUGUGUGAACCACACAGUAAAGCUAAAACUAUAAAAACUUACUGGCCAAGGAAGCCCUUCUCAUAUCCCACCAGGGAAUUCUCCUUCCCAGAGCAUGUGCGCAGGCUGCUGGAAUUCCACCUCCAGAAGCAGCUGAUUCACCUUCGCUGGGGCCUGCCCCGGAGGAUCCAGCGCUCCAUUCACUCGCUGCUCUCCUCUACCGACCAACAGUCCCGGUCCCGCAGCAGCAGGGCGCUACCCAAUGUGAGCAUCCCACCGCCAGGCCACCCAGAGGCUGAUGGGUCUGGUGACAUGUUUGCACUUGCAGUGGACAAAGGGUCAAUUUCCACGCCACGUUUGUUUUCCCAGACAAAGGCAAUGUUGAAGAACCAUAUUGAUUCCAAAUGUGGACAGAUUCAGCAGGGCAAGGUCCCGGCCCAAGUCUGGAGCUCUUGGGAACGCAAAAUUCCUGGAACCCUGGCAGCAGUGCCUCCCUUCUCUUCGAUUCCACAAGGCCAACACCUGGAACUACAAGCAGAAAGUAAAAGCAACCCUGACCUACAUCACAAAGUUGUUCCUCUGGAACCAGGGGCCUUCGACCAGGAGAAGCAGGCUUCAUCAGGUACUCUCGUUGAACACUGUAAGCGGCCCCACGCUCUGUCUAAGGAAAUGAUUAAGAAGCUGGAGACAACUUUACAGCAUAAGUAUCUGGCCUUCCUGUCAGGCCUGCCUGCCCUUUACUGUGUGGCUCUCUCGAGGCCCAUAUCUCCAACAGUCACUAGCCAACCUAGAAUGACAGAGAUGAUGUCCAGGCCUGUCAAAAGCUCACCAGAUCCUCGGACUCAACUGACCUCACUUGAAAGUCCAUUUGAGCCUUGUACUCGAGAUGACAAAGAGGCAUCUGCGGACACUACAGGAGAGGUCCAGCCUGACGUGCAGAUGGAAGGAAGGACAGAGAAGGUGCCUCUAGACAGCCGGACUCAUGACAGUGCCCGCUCGUUAAACUCACAUAUCUUGGCGAAACUGAAUUUCCACCUGAAAAAAAAGGUCCUAGCAAUGCAAUUUGGAAUUUCUGAAAAGGAAAGGGAGUACAAAGAGCUAGCUCUAGCCAGCCCAGAGAGUGAAUCCAUACAGGAGUUUCUCAGGAGUCUAGGUAUCCCAGAAGGCACCGAGCUCCAGAAACUGCCAGGCUCAGGUGACUCUCCUCCAGCCCCAGAUGCAAACAGGGUCCACCUUAAAAAACAGUCAGCCACUGCAGGGCAGCCUGUGUGCCACAAGCCAAGCCAACCUAGUUCCAGAACAGUGCCCCAUGGUUCUGCCCAGUGGGGCUCCAAGGCCUCAAAACUCAGGAAUAAGAUGGAGUCCCAAGUGUACUGUAUUCAGAUGGAGACCAGUGGGGAUGAGCCCAGCCUAGAGAAACCCUUUAGCACUGAGCCUCAAGGCAAGAGCAAGUCCUCAGCCCACGUCACCACGCUGACAGAAAAGAGUGAAGAGCCAGGGAAACCCAAGGCAGUGGGGGACCUUGGAGAGAGGGAUGCAGAUCUUGGGCUUUCCCCGACCAGGGAAAAAACACACCAUGAUGGAGAUCAGGAGCCAGAAAAAGGGCCUCUGCACAGGACACCCCAAGGCUCCUCACAGCAGAGGCAGAGUUUUCAUCUUGAGGAUCCCUGUCUGCCCAGCCCCCAGGAGGCCCCUGACCUUGAGUUCCCAGAGCCACCUCCAAAAGUCUUCAUGGAGAGAGAGCCUGAACAUGAUAUGCAAGACAGUCAAGCCAAGGUAAAUGUCAGCCCAAAGCCUGCAAAGGUUGCUAAAGUCCCCCAGCCUGUGGCCUCCCAGGCUUCCCGGGGCCUUCCUUUCCCUCACCCACCAACUCAGGGAAAGCCUUUUGGGGGCCAAACUUGGCAAGACCACAUUUCACGGGGGCAGGUGAUACCAACUUCUCCUCAUGCUAGCCCCAGCCUUCCAGAGGCUGGCUUGAAAACUAAGAUGAAAUCCUUUUUUCACGCUAUUAACCCCAAGAUAAAAGGCAAAACACAUGUGGAACCCAUAGUCUCAACACCUGGAAAAGCGGCCAAAACCAGUAAAGAAAAUGUUGACAAGGGUCUGCCUCAAGCCAAAAGCCCCACCAAGAAAACUAAGACGGAGAAUGUCAGAGGGCCCAAGGCCCAGUCUGUGUCCUCUGAGAAGUCAGUGAUCGCAUCCUUCUUAACUGCUCCCCACAUUUCAGACAGUAAGCUCCGGCCAGGCCCGCGACAGCUCUGCUCUGUCUCAGCACCAGGCCGACCCCGACAUUGUCCUCGGCACUGUCCUCAAUUGGCUUAUGCCAUUCAAUACAGAAACCCACCCUAG
Messenger RNA from Peromyscus californicus insignis, 2919 nucleotides. Its product is annotated as protein FAM205A-2-like. The record is from RefSeq and is a predicted model, not a curated record. Bases 1 to 2919 code for a protein of 972 amino acids. Lineage: Eukaryota; Metazoa; Chordata; Mammalia; Rodentia; Cricetidae. The transcript has a single exon.